GGUUCACUCGCAUCUACCGCGCCGCGCGGCGCAGCCUAUCCACAGUGUUUCCAACUCGUGGCUCUCAUCUUCGCCAUAUAAAAUGCAUCGUCUCUCCAUUCUCACGAUCUUACUGCUCUGUAUCUAUGCUCUCUGAGAAGACUUGAAGUCACCGGAGGCGAUAAAGAGGCGGUGUUUGUUUCGUCGGAGGGCGACCCGCAGUUGAAGAUUGCGGGAGUGAUGGCGGGUGCGGGGAUCUUCAGUGAGAUUAUUGAGGAGGAGGUGUACAAGUACUAUGCAGAGGGGGAGUGGCGGAAAUCCAGCUCCGGGAAAUCAGUUCCGAUCAUUAAUCCGACUACACGGAAGCCCGAAUACAAGGUCCAAGCAUGCACGCAGGAGGAGGUGAACAAGGUGAUCGAGGGGGCUAAGGCGGCACAGAAGGCUUGGGCGAGGACGCCUCUGUGGAAGAGGGCGGAGCUGUUGCAUCGCGCGGCGGCGAUAUUGAAGGAUAAUAAGGGGCCCAUAGGGGAGUGCCUUGUGAAGGAGAUUGCUAAACCAGCUAAGGACGCUGUCACUGAGGUUGUGCGCUCGGGGGAUCUGAUAUCCUACACCGCAGAGGAGGGAGUAAGGAUUCUGGGUGAGGGCAAGUUUCUGGUAUCGGACAGCUUUCCUGGGAACGAGCGGACCAAAUACUGCCUCACAUCAAAGAUUCCUCUUGGUGUAGUCUUAGCAAUUCCACCUUUCAACUAUCCUGUCAACCUGGCUGUCUCUAAAAUUGCUCCUGCGCUAAUAGCGGGCAAUGCGUUUGUUCUUAAGCCUCCAACACAGGGUGCAGUUGCAGCGCUUCACAUGGUCCACUGUUUUCACCUCACUGGAUUCCCCAAAGGUUUGAUGAGUUGUAUAACAGGAAAGGGAUCAGAGAUAGGUGAUUUCCUGACAAUGCACCCUGGGAUCAAUUGUAUAAGCUUCACUGGUGGUGAUACUGCAAUUGCCAUUUCUAAGAAAGCUGGCAUGAUCCCUCUCCAGAUGGAACUUGGAGGCAAAUAUGCAUGCAUUAUCCUCGAAGAUGCUGAUUUAGAUUUGGCUGCUUCCAAUGUCGUGAAAGGAGGCUUUUCAUACAGUGGCCAGAGAUGCACAGCUGUAAAAGUUGUCCUAGUGAUGGAGACCGUGGCUGAUGCUGUUGUUGAUAAAGUAAAAGCUAAGGUGGAAAAACUUACAGUUGGCCCGCCUGAGGAGGAUUGUGAUAUCACCCCUGUGGUGACUGAAUCCUCAGCUAACUUCAUUGAAAGUUUAGUUAUGGAUGCAAAGGAGAAAGGAGCAACUUUUUGCCAGGAGUAUAGAAGGGAAGGAAACCUCAUUUGGCCAUUACUCUUAGAUCAUGUGCGGCCUGACAUGAGGAUUGCUUGGGAAGAACCUUUUGGGCCUGUGCUUCCAGUGAUUAGGAUUAGCUCUGUUGAGGAGGGCAUUCAUCAUUGCAAUGCUAGCAAUUUUGGGCUUCAGGGUUCCAUCUUCACAAGGGAUAUCAAUAAAGCUAUUAUGAUCAGUGACGCUAUGGAGACUGGCACUGUUCAGAUCAACUCUGCGCCAGCUCGAGGACCUGACCAUUUCCCCUUCCAGGGUUUGAAGGAGAGUGGUAUUGGUUCACAGGGAAUCACAAACAGCAUAAACAUGAUGAUCAAGGUCAAGAGCACCGUCAUUAACCUGCCUUCUCCAUCAUAUAGCUUGGGCUAAAUUGCAAGUAAGAAAAUUAAUCCGGAUUCAGGUAUGAGGUCUAACGAUUUAAUAAAAAUAGCAUUUUAAUAUUCUACUCUGUAUGUUUCCUGUGUACUUUUAGAUGCAUUUUAGUUUUGGCCAGUAAAUAUAAUAAAAGAAUCUUGAUUAUCUUC
Molecule: messenger RNA, 1865 nt
Organism: Phalaenopsis equestris
Lineage: Eukaryota; Viridiplantae; Streptophyta; Magnoliopsida; Asparagales; Orchidaceae
Product: NADP-dependent glyceraldehyde-3-phosphate dehydrogenase
Exons: 9
Coding region: 220-1710 (496 amino acids)
Molecular function (GO): lactaldehyde dehydrogenase (NAD+) activity
Source: RefSeq, a predicted model, not a curated record